Molecule: messenger RNA, 6462 nt
Organism: Pogoniulus pusillus (Red-fronted tinkerbird)
Lineage: Eukaryota; Metazoa; Chordata; Aves; Piciformes; Lybiidae
Gene: IRS2
Product: insulin receptor substrate 2
Exons: 2
Coding region: 394-3906 (1170 amino acids)
Biological process (GO): insulin receptor signaling pathway
Cellular component (GO): plasma membrane; cytosol
Molecular function (GO): phosphatidylinositol 3-kinase binding; insulin receptor binding
Source: RefSeq, a predicted model, not a curated record
CUCUUUAGUUGGGGCACUCGGUGCGCGAUGUGUUACUUACGGCGAAACUCCCGCUGGCGCCGGCAGCAGCAGUGGCUGGGAAGCGGCAGCAGUGGCGCCGCCGGUAACCGAAGCGGAGAGGACGCCCAGCAACCGCCGGCAGCACCCGCUGCUUAGAGGCGACGGCGGAGAGCCCCGCUGCGGCUCCGAGCAGCUGCGCUCUUCCUGCGAAGGAAUAACUUUAUUUUACCCACUUCUCCUUCACUUUUUCUUUUUUCUUUUUUAUUUUUUUUCCUUCCCCACCGCUUCUCUUCAUUUAUACAUUUUUUUUUCCCUGUGGCACUCAGCCCGCAACCUCAUUCGGCGGCGGCAGCAGCAGAGGAGCCAGGCGGUGUUGCCAGCGUCGGGUCGGGGAUGGCGAGCCCCGCCGUGCUGCCCCCCCUGAGCUCCCCUCCCGGCCCCAACCUGAACAACAACAACAACAACAACCAAGGCGUGAGGAAGUGCGGUUACCUGCGCAAGCAGAAACACGGCCACAAGCGCUUCUUCGUACUGCGGGGCCCAAGCGGUGGGGACGAGACGGGGGGCGCCCGGCUGGAGUACUAUGAGAACGAGAAGAAAUGGAGGAACAAGUCUGGGGCGCCCAAGCGGGUGAUCGCCUUGGACUCCUGCCUCAACAUCAACAAGCGGGCGGACGCCAAGCACAAGUAUCUCAUUGCCCUCUACACCAAGGACGAGUACUUCGCCGUGGCUGCCGAGAACGAGCAGGAGCAGGAGGGCUGGUACCAAGCUUUCACUGACUUGCUGAAUGAGGGCAAGGCGGCGGCCUGCCAGGGGUCCCCCCACCGCCACCUCGCCUCCCCCUUCUCCGCCUCCUGCAGCGCGGCCGCCGCCUCUGUGGCCGUCGCCGGCGAGGACCUCAACUACGGGCUGAUCACGCCGGCUGCCGCUGCCUACCGAGAGGUCUGGCAGGUGACACUGAAGCCCAAAGGCUUGGGGCAGAGCAAAAACCUCACGGGUGUCCACCGGCUCUGCCUCUCGGCUCGCACUAUAGGGUUCGUGCGCCUCAACUGUGAGCUGCCCUCGGUCACGCUGCAGCUGAUGAACAUCCGCCGCUGCGGUCACUCCGACAGCUUCUUCUUCAUUGAGGUGGGGCGUUCGGCAGCCACCGGUCCCGGCGAGCUGUGGAUGCAGGCGGACGAUUCGGUGGUGGCUCAGAACAUUCACGAGACCAUCCUGGAGGCAAUGAAGGCACUGAAGGAGCUUUACGAAUUCCGGCCUCGCAGCAAGAGCCAGUCUUCAUCUUCAUCCUCCUCCGGGGGGGUCGCUGGCGUCGGCGGCAGUGGCGCCUCCGCCACUCACCCCAUCACUGUGCCCGGACGCCGGCACCACCACCUGGUCAACCUGCCUCCCAGCCAGACGGGCCUCCUCCGUCGCUCGCGCACUGACAGCCUUGCCGCCGGCACCAAGUGCACGCCGUGCCGGGUGCGAACGGCCAGCGAGGGCGACGGCUGCCGGGUGGGCUCGGUGGCCGGUAGCCCCAUGAGCCCAGGCCCCGUGAGGACCCCCCUCAGCCGUUCGCACACGCUUAGCAGCGGCGGCCGGCAAGCGGGGAAGCUACUGCCAGUGCUGCCUGGCGGCGGCUUGCAAAACAGUCGUUCCAUGUCUAUGCCCACCUCCCACUCGCCCCCAUCUGCCACUAGCCCACUCAGCCUGUCCUCCAGCAGCGGCCUCGGCUCCGAGCCUGUCCACUCUCAUCACCCGCAGCGCCCGUCUAGUGGCAGUGCCUCUGUCUCCGGCUCCCCUAGCGACGCUGGCUUUAUGUCCUUCGACGAGUACGGCUCUAGCCCGGGAGGCGACCUGCGGCCCUUCUCGUUCUCCUCCACUGCCAGCAACCGCAGCAACACCCCUGAGUCGGUGGCUGAGACGCCCCCGGUGCGGGACCCCGGGGGCAGCAUCGACAUCUACCGCUACAUGGCGAUGGAGAGGCCCCCGAGCGGCCGCCUCUGCUACCGGCCCUGUCCUGACGCACCCGCCGACAAAGGCCAUCGAAAGCGGACCUACUCGCUGACCACCCCGUGCCGACAGCGGCCCGCCCAGCCGCAGGUCUCCUCCGCCUCCCUCGAUGAGUACACACUGAUGCGCGCCACCUUCGCCGGCAGUGCUGGCCGCCUCUUCUCCUCCUGCCAAGCCGGGGCUUCCCCCAAAGUCACCUACACCCCCUACCCCGAGGACUACGGGGAUAUCGAGAUCGGCUCCCACCGCAGCUCCGGUAGCAGCAGCACCAACUUGGGGCCGCCGGCAGGGGGGGGAGGAGGAGGGGGAGAUGAUGACGGCUAUAUGCCCAUGACCCCUGGCGUGGCUGCAGCCUUAGGGCAGGGAAGCCGAGGCGGCGACGACUACAUGCCCAUGAGCCCCACCAGCGUGUCCGCCCCAAAGCAGAUCCUGCAGCCCCGGGCGGGUGUAGGGGGCGGGUCCCCCGGGAACGGGAGCAGCUACAAGACUAACUCACCCGGGGAGAGCUCCCCUGACGAUAGCGGGUACAUGAGGAUGUGGUGUGGCUCCAAGCUGUCCGUAGAGAGCUCGGACGGGAGGCUACAUAACGGCGACUAUAUCAAUAUGUCCCCUCGGGAACCCCAUCACGGGUCUCAAGUUCCCUCCCUCACCCCUCCGGACUUAUUUUUCUCUCCUUCGGGGCACGGGUCCGGCGAGCCCCCGAAGCCCGGUUGCUGUUCCUACAGCUCCUUACCCCGCUCUUACAAGAGCCAGGGGCUGGCAAAGGACAGUGACCAGUACGUCUUCAUGAACUCCCCGGGGAGGAUCAUCCCGGAGGAGGCAGUGUGCGGAGCAGGCCAGUCACCUGCCGACACCUUCUCCUCCUCUAGCCACACGGUGCCUUCGCCCCUGCGCCAUAGCCGGACUGAGAGCUUCCUGAGCCAGCGGUGCCAGCGGGCGGCCCGACCCAGUCGCCUCUCUCUGGAAACCUUGCGGACGAUGCUGCCCAGUAUGAAUGAGCACCCUCUGCCGUCUGAGCCGAAGAGCCCUGGCGAAUAUAUCAACAUUGACUUUGGGGAUGCUGCCGUUUAUUCUCCCCCGUCGCUACCUGCCGACAGCCCGGCUUCUUCCCUGGGCUCUGGCACGGGGCAGAGGCGUUCCCCUCUCUCUGACUACAUGAACAUUGACUUCGGGUCACAGUCUCCUUCCCAGUCGGGCACAGUUUCAGUGGGCUCCCUAGAAGCGCUCUCGCCAGGCUCUUCCUCCAGCACCAGCCAGCCUGACGGACAUUACAUGAAGGCAGCUGUGGGGGUGGCUUGUUCGUCCAGCCCAUCUGACGGCGGGGAUUACACCGAAAUGACCUUUGGCAUGGCCACUACACCACCCCAGCCCAUUGUUCAGAAGCCAGAAAGUGCCCGGGUUACUAGCCCCACAGCUGGGGUGAAGAGGCUCACCCUCUCUGGGGUGGAAGCUUUCAUUCUCUCUAGCCCUCCCCCAGACCCGAACCGAGGGGCCAAGGUCAUCCGGGCAGAUCCCCAGGGGCGCAGGAGGCACAGCUCGGAAACUUUCUCGUCCACCACCACUGUGACCCCCGUGUCCCCCUCCUUUGCACACAACCCCAAACGGCACAAUUCGGCCUCGGUGGAGAAUGUGUCCCUCAGGAAAAGUGAAGGCCUGGAGGAGGAGCAGGGUAGCAGCCCGAUGUGCCGGGAGACCUCGGCUGGCUUCCAGAAUGGUCUGAACUACAUCGCUAUUGACGUGGUGGAUGGGACCUUGGCAAACUGCGACAAAGCCAGGUUGAAAGCCAGUCGUGUCCUCAACGGGGGCAUCAACGGAGUAGAGAUGAGCGCCUAUGCCAGCAUAGACUUUCUGUCUCACAACCUGAAAGAAGCAAGUGCUGUGAAAGGAGGUACAGGAAGAUGGAAAAGAUGAGAGACCCACCGUUUGCAGAGCAAGCUUUGAUUGUUGAAUGAAAUGUCAGUUUGAAAGCAUGAACGCUUAUUCUGAAUGACUUGGAAAGGUUGAGGGCUGAGCGUUACUUGGCUGUUCCUUUUAGUUUUAUUUGGGUCAUUUUCAGGAUCCCUGUGGCUUGACUGAAACUGGUGCAGAUGCUGCAGUGACCGUUCUCCUCACCCAGCUGUGUGAUUGCAGCCCCAGGCACCGACCAAACCAUCGCGCCCCUCACUUUACAAAACUGAGUUCUUACAAAACUGAGGAGUUUGUCUCGAGCCACCAACAGUCCCAAGUUCAAACUGAGCCCUAUGUUGGGAAAGAGCUAUUUCCACAGCAUUCCCCAAACUGCUGACCCUACAGGAGGGGGAGAGAGUGGAGCAGGCACUGGUUACAGAAAAAACCUGGAGUGGAUGGCAACACAGUCACCAUGUAGGUGAAAAGCAGGAACGGAAGGAGAUGGCCUAUCUUCCGAAGGAAGGGGAACCGACCGCUGGCCUUCCCCUCCAGUAGACAACAGAAUAGUGCAAUAAACGGCCGUGUUGGCGUGGUGCACGGCGUACAGAGAGGAGGGUGCAUCUCUGCUCUAUGUUUGUCAAAGGGCGGUUAUAAGCUUGCCUUAUUAUAAUAUUUAAACUGCAUGCAGGUUUAUUUUUCUGGGCUCUCAUGAGCUUUUAAACACAAACUACAUUAAGAGGUGUUGUGGAGAAGCUCGUAGAGACUUGGUCUGUCUGUAGAAGUCUGUCUUCUCCACUAUCCUGUUUACCUGAGUGUGCGAUGGAUGCCUCCUGGGCAUGCUCGAGGUAUUAAUGCUGCCAGUAUUAGGCCAAGGCAGUAGGGAAAACCGUACACAAACAUCAGCAGCAGCCUGAAGCGUCAGGUACCAAAACCGUGGUUUUGCGGGUUCAUUGCACUUGUGGCAGGCAAACUAGAAAAGUCGUAGCACAGGGAUGGAAAAAAAAAAUCAUAAAGAGCUUUAUUGGUGUAAAUCGAAUCAAAUCAUUAAUUUUUACAGGUUUCCUAGUUUCUCUUUUGGUUUUCAUUAAGAUUUCACAUUGUUUGUUUACAGAAGGGCUUCUGCCAGUGUUUAAAAACAUCAAGUACUAUGCCAGUGUAUUUGAAUUUUAAACCUUGUGAUUUGGGACACUACUAAGAAUUUAAUGUUUUAUGGAGAAGCACAUAUGCAAUUUAGAAACUAUUUUGAGCGUAAGCAAGGUUAUUUUAACAUGGGAGUAAUUCAUGUGGAUUUAAGAUAAUCUAAUUUUGUAAAAAUCAGUGGCUUACACAUGAAAGCUUAUGUAUAAUUAGCAUUGUUUACUUAGUUGUUUGCACUUUUAAAAUUGUCUUUUUAAGUAUUAUUAGAAAAGCUUUACAUCUUCAAAACUUCUCAGAAACCAAGUGAGGUUUCUAGCAAUUUUAAACCAAUAGAGAAUUGACAUAUAUUUGAUAUUUAGAACAGGAAGAUCUCAGAGAUAUGGGGUAAUUACUUUCUCAGUAAGUUAGUGUUUUGAUUUGUGUAGAAUACAUGUAAAAAACCCCAGCUUAAGUUCUGUGGCAGCAGAUGUGUUUUCUUGUGGAAAAGUGUUUUAAGGGGAGAUUUGUAUGAUCUAAAGGUGGUUGGUUUUCAUGUAUAGCUUGCCUCUGAUAUCAGUAACUUACCUCUGCUGUAGGGAGUGCUGUGCUUUUGGAAAUAUCUGUCCAUGUUAUGCUGUCAUGGCAAGAACAAGCAAGUGCAUCCACAACUGCUGUCAAAACAAAAGAAUUAAAAGAUUGCUUGAAAUUUUCAGUUUGUUUAGUUUUACUGUGUUCUGAAAGUCUGCAAAUAUUUAAGAAUUGGAGAAACACUUGCCUUCAUUUGAUGUGUAAAUAAAUUACUGGUUGGUUAAAGCUUGUAACUGUUGAUAAUUAGCCUUUGUUCUUAAAUUAUGACUGCUUGUUUGCUUAAAAACAUAUGAGCUGUGUAUGGUGUUUAUUAUUUAUGGAGACACUUAUAGUAAUUUUCCUCAUAGAGUGCAAAUUAUUUAUUUCAAUAUAUUUAUGACUGAUUACAUCUACUUUUUAUAGUAGAUCUGAGUUCUAGUGAAGUCAAGUGGGAGUUCUCUGUCUGUUUUGAUAGGGUUAAAAUUUUAUUCUUUAUGUAUAAACCUGACAUUCUUAAGUAAAAUUCCCAUUAAAUUUGUUGGGUGUUUAAUAGGGAAUUUUGCUUAAUUGAAAACACUAGAGUUGAGUUUUAUUUUCUUUUCCAUUAAUGAAAUGCUCUGUAACUUAUAAAUGUUUCUAGUAGUUGGUCUAGUUUUCUAAAAUUAAACAGAUACUACAUUUCAUGGUGAAAAAACACCCUGAGGAGUGUUUUCCUCCUGUUUUAGCUUAUUUUGUGUUGAUUUAUUUAAAGAAGUUAUCAUCUGUAAUGUAGCUAUGUAAGUUCCUAAUAAGGUGAUAUUUUGAUAAUAAUGCCCUCUGCCUUGUCAAUUAGCUUUUACUUUUGUGAGGGUUUUAUGAUUGCACCUAAACAAUAAAAAGCCUAUUUUAAGAAAUCUC